AUGAGAAAACAAACAUGCAACAUUCUCCUGAUCUGUGUGGUCAUCAGCUCCAUCACGGUGUUUUAUCUUGGCCUCAGCACAAUAGAUUGUCCCAAUGCCCGUUCUCGAUCGGCACAUCAUGGGUGGGCAGUAAAUCUACACGGUGGCAGAAACCUAAGUGACCCGUUACAACUCCCUGAGGAGUACAAUGAGGAAACCCCUCUUAUUUUUAUUGGUGGAGUCCCUCGUAGCGGGACCACACUAAUGCGGGCUAUGUUGGACGCCCACCCUCACGUUCGGUGCGGAGAGGAGACCCGUGUCAUCCCCCGGCUGUUAGCCAUGCAAGCCUCCUGGAGUCACUCCGCACGUGAGCGGCUCCGUCUCGAUGAGGCUGGCGUCACCGGUGAGGUCCUGGACUCUGCUGUACGUGCCUUCCUGUUGGAGAUCAUAGUGGGGCACGGCGAGCCCGCUCCGAGGCUCUGCAAUAAGGACCCGUUCGCUCUGAAGUCCCUCUCCUACCUCUCCAAGCUCUUCCCAAAAGCGAAGUUUAUUCUUAUGCUUCGCGAUGGCAGGGCAACCGUACACUCUAUGAUUUCCCGCAAGGUGACUAUCACUGGGUUUGACUUGACGAGCUAUCGGGACUGUUUGGUGAAGUGGAACCGGGCGGUGGAGGUGAUGUAUGACCAGUGCCUGGCUGCAGCGGAUGGCAACUGUCUGCCCGUGCACUACGAGCAGCUGGUGCUGCACCCCGAGCAGGUCAUGCGCAUGCUGCUUCAGUUCCUGGAUCUGCCGUGGGACACCGCCGUGCUGCACCACGAACAGCUUAUUGGGAAAGCUGGAGGAGUUUCAUUGUCAAAGGUGGAACUGUCAACUGAUCAAGUAGUCAAGCCAGUGAAUACGGAGGCUCUGUCUAAAUGGGUGGGCAAGAUCCCUGCUGAUGUGGUGAAUGAUAUGGCCAACCUUGCUCCGAUGUUAAGUCGCUUAGGUUAUGACCCUCUGGCCAACCCGCCAAAUUACAACAAGCCUGAUUUCUUAUUUCUGAACAACACAAAAAUAGUGAAGUUAAUCCAAAAUUAAAAGGCCAUCUGUGGAUACAACCUGGGAAUACUUGGAAGCAAUAAACAUUGUGCAUUUUAUGAGCACGCAAAGCCUCUACUUGAAUUAACAACAUGUAGGAUGACAAAACAGAGCCACAAGCACUAUUGAUGCUUAUGGCAAGAGUUUCGUAAAUGUUUUAAAAUCUAGUUUUAAUGAUGUAUUGUAAGUCGUUUUUCGAUUAAAUUUACUUUAGAUGUUUUUUGUAUAGAUGAUGCUAUGGUGUUGCUAAUAAUGUCAGUCUAAUGACUGUAUUGUGGUUGUCUUUUUUAUUAUUAUUUUUGUAUGUGUUAAUGCAUGUGUGGCAUUGCAAAUGUGUCCAAACAAGUCUGAUUAUCACACAGGAAACUAUGCUUGUUGGAAGAGGAAGUCAACUGUUACACAGAAUUACCACUUUUUGUUUUGUUCUCUUUUGACUGCAGGAGUUCAAAGGAAGUUUAGACAUGUUUCUCGAGUUAAACUUUCAAAGACAAUCUCAUUUCGCUGUAUGCCUUUUAUUAUGAACUUAUGAAUUGCAUAUUGACAAAUGUGGUCCAAAUAUUAAGUGUGUAUCUGCAGGUCAGAGUAAUGGGUGUGCCGAAAGAUAAGGGGCAUCUCCAAAGUUCUUUGAAAGUUGUGAAGGGUGUAAGAUAGAGUUAGGGGUUUGGCACAUACGUUUCUCCAAACUGUAGCUAUUCCUGUCUUUAAAUAUGAAAGACUUUUUGAUCUCUAUGUGGAUAAACUCACAGUCCUCAACAUACUUUCAUAAUAAAAGUCUAGUAACAUUGGA
Messenger RNA from Ctenopharyngodon idella (grass carp), 1843 nucleotides. RefSeq names its product tyrosylprotein sulfotransferase 1, like (gene tpst1l). Gene Ontology annotation, cellular component: Golgi apparatus. The transcript is spliced from 2 exons. Gene Ontology annotation, molecular function: protein-tyrosine sulfotransferase activity. The coding region runs from base 1 to 1056 and encodes 351 amino acids. The record is from RefSeq and is a predicted model, not a curated record. Gene Ontology annotation, biological process: peptidyl-tyrosine sulfation. Lineage: Eukaryota; Metazoa; Chordata; Actinopteri; Cypriniformes; Xenocyprididae.